Brienomyrus brachyistius is the source of this 7929-nucleotide messenger RNA. It is a transcript of the gene mapk8ip2, whose product is annotated as mitogen-activated protein kinase 8 interacting protein 2. NCBI's taxonomy places the organism in Eukaryota, Metazoa, Chordata, Actinopteri, Osteoglossiformes, Mormyridae. The record is from RefSeq and is a predicted model, not a curated record. The transcript has 14 exons. Bases 171 to 3743 code for a protein of 1190 amino acids. Gene Ontology annotation, cellular component: cytoplasm. Gene Ontology annotation, molecular function: protein binding. Gene Ontology annotation, biological process: regulation of JNK cascade.
CUGCGUAUCCGCAGUGCCGCUCCGUACUGCCUACGCGCACCAUCAGCACCAGCGCCUCAGCCCGGACGCUGACUGCGUGUCCCUGCACGGCUGCGGGGCUGCGCUCAUUCACCCACCAGCAGAGCUCCUCUCUGGCUGCGCAGGCGCUUUCGAGUCAUUUCUGGAAGAAGAUGGCGGACAGAGCCGAGAUGUUUUCGCUCUCCACCUUUCGUUCCCUGUCUCCUCCAAGUUGCAGACAAGCUCACGACAUCAGUCUGGAGGAGUUUGAUGAUGAGGAUUUGUCCGAGAUCACGGAUGACUGCGGAAUCGGGCUGAACUACGACUCAGACCCCUACGACAAGGACUGUCUCAUCCUGGAGAAGAAUGAGCACCAUCCAGUCUGCUCCUUUCAGGAUGACUUCCAGGAAUUUGAGAUGAUUGACGAUGAGGAUGAGGACGAUGAUGAGGAUGAGGAAGACGAGGCAGACCCUGAGGCGUCUCCCCCCUCCCCGACUUUGGGCUUGCUGCAGAAGAGCCGACCCACCACGCUCAACCUCACCUCAGCUGUGUCACAGGAUUCGCUAAACAACAACAACAGCUUCUCCCCCCGAAAAGGAAGCUGGCAGGAAUCGCUCCGCUACCCCGCCUCACACGGGCGUCUGUCUCCUGAUCAUUCCAGCCUUGAGGAAGGUGAACAUGUGAAAGGUCAAACUACUGCAUCCCCGGUCAAAGAGUCUUUCGAUCAACACAAAAUGUCCAGCAGCUCCGACACCGAGGGUGAGCCCAGCGUUGAGGCCCCAGCCCAGGGUGACAGUGUGCCUGUUGUAGGCGAGAGUUCCCAGUGCUCCGACACAGAAGUUGACCAAGACCUCAACAGUGCCUGUGCCAGAAGGCGCAGGUCCCAAUCCAGACAAGCCAAUGAAACAUAUACCAUCACCACUGAGUUGGCUGUUGACCCUGAGCUGGAGAAUGACGUGACUUCAGGCACCAGCAAAUGCCUUUCCCCCUCAGCACCAGCCAGCAAUGAUUCCGGAACCCCCUUGACAGACGAUGAACUAGACCAAGAUUUUGACGUUGACUUUUUGUCCAAGAAUACGGACGACUUGGUCUGCAAAGAAGCUGAGGACUCAUUCUAUGUAGAGUUUCCUCCGAUUGAACCAUGUGAAAUAGCUUUUAUGUCAUCAUCUGCUCAGCCUAAUGCUGGACAAGCGGAGGUUUUCUCUGACCAUCGUGCAAACGUUCAAGAUCGUGCAUCUGGAGCCUCUGAUGACACAAACUCCCCAUCAUCUGACCCAGGCAUCGCAGACAUGAAGGGAUGCAACAUGUACGCGACUUCGGACCAGCAGAGCGAUGACCUCAGCACUCCUGGCUCUGAUUCGGACGUAGAGGGUGAGCUGGAGGCAGCCUUUGCCUGCGGGGGGCCCUUGGUCAGUCACAUGAUCUCAUCCAUCUCAGAGACUGAGCUGGACCUGACAAGUGACAGCAGCAGUGGCCGCUCGUCCCACCUCACCAACUCCAUCGAGGAGGCCAGCUCACCCACUUCUGAUCAGGAGUUAGAGACCGAGCUGGAACAAGACAGCGGGAUUGUGGGUAUCAAGGCUUCUCUGCUCCUUGGGCAACCCGAGCCCAUCAAAGAGGCUUCGCCCAUUGAUGCGCCAGAGAUGCAGGAACAGCUGGAUGACAGUCAGGCAUUGAUGGGAAUGCAAAGCGUUGAUGAUGCCAUCUAUGAGCACACAGCCGACCCCGACGAGACCCUGCCACCCACAGACUGCUGUGACGAUGAGCUUUCCAAACAGCUGGUGCUGAAGAUUGAACCAGACCACAGCCUGGAGAGCUUUAAAAGGUCCUUCUACUUGCCCAUAGGGCCAAAACUCAUGCCUGCCGUGGAUGACAGUGACUGUGAUUCUGAGUCAGAAUCAGAAGAUGAACUGAGUGAGAAUUCGGAUUCACCUUGGCUGCUCAGCAAUCUCGUCAACAAAAUGAUCUCCGAGGGCUCCUACCCCAUAAGCUGUCCAGAGGACUGCUUUAAAAGGUCUGCCUCCAUCUCGGACACCAUUUCCCCCUCAUCAGACUUGGAGGCAGAUGCUUUUAAUGAUCAUUUUGAAGCCCAGCCGCAGUCGAAUGAUGACGUGCAGGAGGAGACGUCAGAUGAAAACGGCAAAGACUUAGGUCUGAUCGCGUCAGCUGAUUCCAAGGAGGAACUUAAAGGUGAUGAGAUGGUUCGACCAGAGCGCAGAGUGGGUCUAUCAGGAAACAAUGACACAUCAGGCAUGUGUGUAUAUGUAAAGGACACCAACGCCCCCAUCCUCAAUGAGGCAUAUAGCAGCAGAAUGAUAAACCCAGGAGGUCAUGGUGUGGACUCAGGUCCGGCUUCCCCCAAAAACCUGGACAGCUCUCCAGAUCCCAUGUUAGAUAAAAACAUUAUACAAGAGGAGCAGGAGCCUGAUAAUGACCUGUCAAUGCAAAUGACAGGACUUCAACCCCACAUUGAAGAUAUGGAGAGUGAUGAGGAAAGGGAGAACAUGAGGUUACUGGACCGGAUGACUGAAGUGAAGAACAGCCUCACUCUGGACAUUCCCACCACCCAGACUAACCGCUGCUUCAGCCUGACCUUUUCCACUGACAACGACGAGGGCUCCUUCCCAGUGUCCCUCCACGGUUCCCCCUACGGCGAUGCCUACCUGGACAGCUCUCCGCCCGUCGACGAGAGCGUCCAGGCCCACAGGUCCACCGAGAAUAUGAUGGGAAGGCACAUGGAUGAAUCACUAGCCUACGACUCGGUCAAGUACACCUUGGUGGUGGAUGAGAACGCCACCCUGGAGCUGGUCAGCCUGAGGAGGUGCACGUCCGUCCUGAGUGAUGACAGCGACAUAUCCACGCUGUGCGACGACUGCCCCCUGGAAGUGGGUGCCGAGUUUGGCCAGGGUGGAGAGAACCUGGAUGUCAUCAGUUCUUCGGAGGACUCAUCCCCCGAGGCUGAAAUUCCCUUCUCCAAGAAAUUCCUGAAUGUUUUUGUCAACAGCACCACACGCUCAUCUAGUACAGAGUCAUUUGGGCUUUUCGCGUGCACCAUCAAUGGACAGGAGAGAGAACAGACACACAGGGCUGUAUUCAGGUUCAUCCCCAGGCAUGCGGACGAACUAGAGCUGGACGUGGACGAUCCCUUGUUCGUAGAGGAAGAGGAGGAUGACUACUGGUACCGAGGAUAUAACAUGCGCACCGGGGAGAGGGGCAUCUUCCCUGCCUACUACGCCCACGAGGUCGUCGGUCAAGCCAGGGAGCUUGGAGGGUUGAAGAGGGACACAUCCUGGAUGGAGAGCUUCAGCGUUCAGUUCCUUGGGUCGGUGGAGGUGCCCUAUCAUCAGGGCAAUGGCAUCCUGUGUGCUGCUAUGCAGAAGAUCGCUGUCACACGGAAGCGGACAGUACAUGUACGUCCCCCUGUGCUGUGUGACCUGGAGAUCAGCCUGCAGGGCAUCAAGCUGGUCAUGAGUCUGGACGACGACUUCGGGGAAUUGGAUGAGUUUGACAGGUGCAGCCACUUCUUCCAGAUGAAAAACGUCUCCUUUUGUGGAUGCCAUCCCAAGAACAACUGCUACUUUGGGUUUAUCACCAAGCAUCCGACGCUGAACCGCUUUGCCUGUCACGUAUUCGUAUCCCAGGAGUCCAUGCGGCGUGUGGCAGAAUGUGUAGGACGCGCUUUCCAGGAGUAUUACCAGGAGCACCUGGAGUAUGCCUGUCCCACGGAGGACAUCUACCUGGAGUAGCGGAGAUGUCAAGCCCCGUCCUCCUCUUAUUAUGUAUGUUCCUAAGUGCUCCACCAGGGGGCGAUGUGUAGCUGUUAUCUAUUGUACAAUACAUUUUGUUCUGGCGUUUCUUUUUUUGCCCCAGUGCGCUCACUUUGAGAACUCCUCAGAUGAAUUACCCUUAUAUUUUACUUCUUUUCUACAAUAUUAUAGGGAUUUUUUGGCAGCUCUGCAAACAUUUUCUUUGAUUUUCUUUUCCGUUAUGAAUUUAAAAUUACAGCAAAUUCUGUAUGCGACAUUCAUGCAUGGCUUUAUGGGUAACAAAGAGAACAGACAGGCAAACAGGAAAGAUUUUCUGUUGUGCUAAUCUUGGGUUUGGGGUAGGCUUUAUAUAACUAGAAGAUUUAAAAAAAUAUGAGAGUCUGUAAAUAAGAAUUUGUUCAAUAUCAAACAAAUUAUGUUUUGAUUUCUACUGAAAUUAUUAUUCUGGAGAAGGUAAACGGGGGGGUGAUAGAUUUGAGGUGGGUCAUAGUGUGGGAUAGAGGAGUCUCCUAGUGAAUAGGCAGAGGAAACAUACUGUAAAUAAAUGUAUAGAUUUAGGAGAACGUUAGAUUGCUUUAAAAACAAGUGGUUAUUAGCAUCCACAUCGGUUAUGACUGGGUACUGUCAGGACACGGUCAGUGAUCUGGUGUGGUCUGCUGUGUGAAAGACCGGACUGACAAAACCGCGCACUUGCAGGGCGUCACAACAGCCGGACUUUCUAAGGCUUCCGAGAUCCACGUCGCCUUUGUUAAAGAAAAGCUACAGCUUUGGGAGAAAAAAAAACACAGCAAUCACGGCUUCCAUCAUCUUUGGCGAGGCAGAAGACGAUUAAAAAAUACAAUGAAAAUCAGCUUAUAUGCAAUUAGUUUGUAGCCGAAGAAAAUGAUAUAUGUAUACACAUACUGCAAAAUGUCCUUAUAAUAAUGACAGCUAAUGGCACGGCGUGCAUUCAUUUGGCUGCUUUAAACAUCAGAGGAAUAGGGGUACAUUCGGCAAUUAGUCCUAGAGCCUAGAUCACAUAGAUCGAAAGCCUAAAAGGACAAAAUCUUGAAAAGUUUACGGUAAUAAUGGCCACAGCUUCUUUUCUCUUGUCCUGUCUCUGUACAGCUUAUUUCCAUGAAUGAUAUUGACGUCAUUGUAUGGUCAAGUGGAUUCUGGGAAAAUGGCGCUGCUCUCGCGAAAGACUAUAUUUUUCCCGUGCGAGACGAGACUCGAUCUUUCUUACUUAGCGUGGCUUUAAUGUAGAUACCGGUCUUGCAUGUCGUAAAACGUGAAGAAAACUUUGGUUCUGUAACGAAGACCUUUGCCGUGUUUUUUUCCCCCCCUUUCGGUUCUCUCUCUGGAUUUUUGCUGCUCACUCUGAAACCGCCGGCAUUAAACCUCCAGCAACAUCACUAGUGAUCGAAGCCAUAAUAUAUCGGACUGUUCAAUAAUAUCUUUGGCUGGGAUCUCAGCUGCAAAUGCUGUGGGGAGGAAGACACGCCCUCUCUCCCCCGGAUUCCCUGAGCUGCUCGGGCAGCGUGGGGCUGAAUGGAGAGAGAGACAGAUAGAGGCCUCUUUAUGUCCAGUAUAAGACCAUAAUCCCAAUGUCCAUGUCACAGGGGCCUGCUGUUAGCUGCUGGGGUAUGUUACACCGUGGAAAAGGGUCAUAAAAAAGAAGACAAAACACACAAAACGAGGUCCUUCAAGAAGUUUUUUUUUUAUUCUUCUGGAUAUUGUUUUAAUGAUCAUCAUAUAGAGCAAAAGUAUUUAUUAUAUAAAGCAUAUGAUCACAGACCAAUAUUGUGUCUACAGCUAUUUACUAUUUCCCUCUUACCGAAAUGAGUUACACGUUGAAUGCUUCACGUUUUAGGUUUCACAUCUGUGUCGGUGUUCAUGUGGGGGUUUUCUGGAUACAGUAGAUUGUGACUAAUUUGUACCUUACUGAAAAUAAAAGGAGAGCGAAAUCGCUGUCAUUGGAAAUCUGGUUGAGACUCGAUCCGAAGACGGAGAGUGGGUCAUUCCCGGGAUCCCGGUGUCCGCUUGUGGGAACUCGUCUUAUAGUCGCUGUCUGGUCCCCAUCUUGUUUGCAUGAUUUCCAUAUCGUUACUCGUGUCCUUGUCCUGACCUUCACAAAUCCUUAACAAAGCACUAAUACCAGGGGAGAUAUCCGUAACAAAAAGCACAGGACCUCUGUCCUUAAAGCCAGCCGCAGUACAUUUUAGCCAUUUAUAAGAAAGCUUAGCCUUAGCCAUUCUCGGCAGCUUUUUGUUGCCAUUUGCUUUCCUUCUUUUUUCAAAUCUUGAUGAAGCAAAGCAACACAACGAAAAGGAUGUGUUUCUAUUUUUGAAAAAAAAAAAAUCAAAAACAGACUGAACCUGGAUAUUUAUCUUGGCGUGUAAGGGUGCUAUAUCAUUCUGCUAAUAAUUUAUGAACUUUGGAAAUAGGAAAGGGCGUAACUCAGCAGAGUGGAAGCGUGUUAGAUGUUGACUGUGUUGGUCAUUCCCUCUGAUUAUUGAUAUUACUGUAAUUGUAAAACAAGAUUUUGCAGGUUAUUGUGUUUUUUUAGUCUCAUUACUUAUUCUGUACGUGUACAGCUUCUCUGAGGUGGUCUGUGCCUCAUCAGGUAAGAAGGGUGUGCCUGAACUUGGAAGAUUGCGAGGUCAAAUCCCCCCCCUCCCCAAAAAAAAAUCGCAUAUAUGUAUAUAAUUUUGUCUGAAAGCAUUUGCUAAUUAAAUGUUAACUUCUCUACGUACCAGCAGAGGGGAAUUAUGUAGUUGCAGUUUGAACUAGAAAUCAGGCUAUACAUACCGAUACUAGGAAAGGCACAGACUGAUGGGGCUGAGCUUUGGGGUUCAACUUAGGAUGUGCAAUACCAGCCAAAAGUCUGGACACAAAAUCAUCCCUGAGCAAACCUCACAGUUAUGUAGUAUUAUCUUGUGAAGAAGCAAAUAGAUGGAGUACUGUGACCUGGCCCCUACACUCCCCCGACCUAAAGCUUGAGUUGGGUAGUUAACUUGCGCCCAAGAACUUGUGGAAACUCCUUCAGGACUGUUGGAGAAGCAUUCCAGGCGGCUACAUCUGGAACUUGAUAGAGAGAAUGUCACGAGGCUUUUUUUUGAAGAGUCUAAAAUCUUGAGAUGUUGAACACUUCUCUUGUAUUUAGUAUGUACUAUCAUUGCCUCGAGGCCUUUUACCAUAAGGUAACAAAUGAAUUAAAAGCAGGUGUGUCCAGAAUUUUGAUGGGUACUGCGCCAAAAACAGCUCUUAGAAACACUCACUACUGGUACCUACGGUUUUCUAGCUUGCAUAAGUCUUAUCUGAGAUGAGCCAUUUUAGGGAGGAUAUUCCCAAAGGUCAUCCUGUCCAUAUUUCAUGCAGAAUCCAGCAUCACUGCUCUUAGUGACAGGUAGCAAUCACUUCUUAUUUUCGGGAAAUCAGAAGUGAUCAGAGAUUGUGUGGUGUUAUCGGAGAGAGAGCGCUGUAAAUGCAAUAGGGUCUGUUUCUUUACCAUCUCAAGUGUGUGAUUGAACCAAACACUUAAAAUAAAGAAGACCAACUCCGUGACUUUUUGAGCAUCAGCGAUGGAAGACUGACGGAUUUACAGAAGUACUUCCCCUUUUGGGUUUAGGUCUCAUUUUCUUUCUAUGUUGUACGUUCCUCCAGGUAACGGAACACCUCGUACUGUCAUCUCCUACUUUACCAAAUGUAAUCAUGCGACAAAGUUUGUUUUGCAAGGAUCUGAACUCUCCAGAAUUUGUUCAUCAACAAACACCUACUUGUAAAGUCUGACGUAGAUUCCAUUGCCCGCUACGCUGAGAAUAAAUAGAUUUAACCCAAAAACCAGCUGCAGAUAAUUGUCCAAAAGGAUGUUUUAUAUACAGAACUGUAUCCACCUGUUUCAUUUUCCUGUGUAUCAUUUUAGUCCAAUAAGGUUUCAGAACUCUUCCGACAUUGGCUGUUCCAGAAGAUUCCAUUCGGGUUGGUUUAGCAACUCUACUGCAUCCAGGUAGCCUGUUUUACAUUAAUGCUAAUCAAACCCUGUUCGUCUGCUCUUUAGCUAAACACGUCAGUAUGUGAUGGACACUGUAUCAUUUGAACAAGGACUUAUAAUGAAGUAUAAACUUUACGCACUCUGCCUUGUCAUGGAUUUGGUCUUAUGAAUAAAAUAUAUGCUUGAUGUUGA